Molecule: messenger RNA, 234 nt
Organism: Colletotrichum lupini
Lineage: Eukaryota; Fungi; Ascomycota; Sordariomycetes; Glomerellales; Glomerellaceae
Exons: 3
Coding region: 1-234 (77 amino acids)
Source: RefSeq, a predicted model, not a curated record
AUGAUGUGUAAUGCUGUAUCCGUCCUGUUUGUAUGCGCGAUUGUAUCCGGCGUGAGCUUGACUCGCCUGCUGUUUGCGAGAGACAACAUUCGUUGGGGGUGGCAUAUGGCGAUGACUUACAGGACGCAGCGUCACGAUGAGAUUCUCAAUGGACGACUCGGCGUGCGUGUGCCGGUGGCGGCUGAGGAAAGUGUCUUGAUUGUGACGCAAGAGCAGAGCAAGAGCAACAUGUAA